Molecule: messenger RNA, 654 nt
Organism: Hemisphaericaspora subhashii
Lineage: Eukaryota; Fungi; Ascomycota; Pichiomycetes; Serinales; Debaryomycetaceae
Exons: 2
Coding region: 1-654 (217 amino acids)
Source: RefSeq, a predicted model, not a curated record
AUGGUACAUAACGUCCUAUUUGAUCCCCCCAUUCCAGAAGGUCAAAGAAUUGAUGUUGGUAAUAACACAAUUGUCGAUAAUAUUUACAGCAUAUAUAACCUAUCAGCUUUCAAGAAUCUUUUCAGAUUAUAUUUUGGGUUUCUAUUGAUUCAAUAUAUAUUAGUAUAUGCAUCUGUUCCUUUGGAAGAUAUUGAAAAUCGACCUCCUAUUUGUGUUGUCACUUGUUUAUAUACUUUGAUCAUGUUUGUCGUGAAUUGUCUGAUUCUCCCGUUGUGUUCAAGUACUAUCCCCACAUUACUUUCCCUUCGAUGCAUAUUUGGUUCAUUUAUUCUUGAAUUAAUAACGUUAGUUUUCAAUAUCGUUGCUGUUGUCCAGAGUUUGAAUGCUGGGGAGAUGUUUCAGGUUGAAAAGAGGAAUCCUGGAGGGAUUGUCCAGACUAGAGUGGAUACAUAUAUUAAUGUGUUUAAUAUAUUAGCAAUGGGUGUUACAACAUUGGCUACCACGAGUGUAUUUAUGUUGUUUAUCAUUUGUUCAAAAGCUUUGGAGUAUAUAGCUAAUAAAGUUGAUAGAAGAGUGAUUAAGAAUUUAAAUGAAUCUUCUCAAAGUUCAAUGGAAGAAUAUAUGACUUUACAAGGGAAGUAUUAUCUGUUGUAA